AUGAGUGCUGUAGGACCCCAGCUGCUCUUAGCACAGGGACUUACCUACAAAGCCUCAGAAUUUAGUGUGACGUUGGGCGUGAGGGCGAGCACACCUCUCUGUCCUCGUUCAAGUGGUGUCUUUCCAAAUCCUGUUUAUGGAGUUUUCUUUGGGUACAUAUGCUUCGGACCUCUCGAAUGUGCUGCACCGUGGUUCUUUGCAAGUGCAAGACUUCUUACGGAGCUCUCGGGUGUAAUAUUGGUCGCUCAGUCUACCCUUCGACAGGUUCUACACGGAUACAAUGUCUCAGUCAGGAGCUACGGAAUCCAGAGGCGUUCGAAGCUGGCGGCAAUGGGCGAAGGACGAACUCUCGCUGAACAAGGCUUUAUUGCCCAUCAAGUUAAUCCUCUUCCUUUACUCUGGAGGAAAGUUAUUGCUUAA
This is a messenger RNA of Penaeus vannamei (Pacific white shrimp), 420 nucleotides long. Lineage: Eukaryota; Metazoa; Arthropoda; Malacostraca; Decapoda; Penaeidae. The record is from RefSeq and is a predicted model, not a curated record.